AGGUCGCGCCAGAGCAAAAGGGUCUGUUAACCACUGGCGAUUUGAACCCCUCUUUCUCUCUCUUCUGUCUGAUCACCACGUGGAAAUUUCGAAGUGCGUUGUCACACUGUUCACUAUAUACCAACAGCAUGCAGACCAAAGUAACUGUGUAUGAUCUUCUCGUUCAGGAAGCCUUUCGAGGGGAGUUGUUAUCGUCAAAAAGUUUUCACCUUUCGCUUGGAUUUCGAUGGAGUCGACAAUCCAGGUUGAUCAGAUUGAUUUCUUCAAGCGAGACGGCAAUACUACUCCACAUUUCUUGCACCGAUUCUUUCCGGAGAAGCCAGCAAACUCUGAGUCAUCUACCAAUGUGAAAGAAUUAAACCUUUCCCUCAGUCUUUCUAUGGGCGGGUUCUAUAGUCAAAAUGCCGAAGAAAUGCCUUUGACGAGGUCUUCAACCAUUCCUGGAGAAAUUACUCUCGUGGCUCAUAAUGGGGUUCAUUGGAAUUCCUCUGCUGCUUUGGAUAGGUCCUCUUCCCUUCCCGUGGAGGCUGAGAGGACUCUCGUGAGGUUUGGGGAUUUGCAGACGAUGAGAAGGGCAGAAACUGGUAGGAGAUGGCUCCAAGAGAGGCUGAAGAGAGCGGCGGAGGCUGCGGCAGCGAAAAAGUUUGCGGCCGCUGUAACUGCUUCAAAGGUUCCUGCAUCUAAUGCCUCUGUCAACCUCAUGGUAAUGGCAAAUCCUUCUGUGGAUUCAUCAAAGCAUGAGGGUGGGAUCGUGAAUAAUUCAUGCGGCAUGCCCUACACAGGCCCAAGAGGUUUGGCUGAAGUGGGAGCCAAUUCCAACAUCCACACAUCAUCCAACAAGGGCAAAGGGAUCAUGUUUUGCCCAAAACCAAUUACUACGGUUUUGCCACCGAGGCCCGCAAAUACUAGACAAGAGAAUCCACCGAAAAGGCCUAAGCUUAGACCUUUAGAACCAUGCGGUCUUAGAUAUGAAGAUUUGGCGGUCCUAAGCAGAAUGCCGACUGUGACUACCACCGGAGAUGGCCCUGGUGGGAAGAGAAUACAAGGCUUUCUUUAUACUUAUAGGGGAGGCCAAGUCAGCAUUGUCUGUGUUUGCCAUGGCAACUUCCUGACUCCAGAAGGAUUCGUGCGGCAUGCUGGCGGCAAGGAUGUGGCCAAUCCUAUGAAGCAUAUCACUGUCUGCCCCAACCCCUUUUAAGUGUCUUCGUCACUCACCCAUCUUAGGAUGUACAGAGGAAACAAAGAAAAAUAUGUAUCCUUACAUAGUUGUCCAUAUUGUCUGCUCCUUUAGGUGAAGGAAAACUAAACUCCAACUAAGAUGGUUUUUCCUUCUAGUAAGAACUUCUAAUAAUUUUCUUUUACUAGAUAGUUACAAUUUCAAUACUUGAAUGGGCAAAACAGAAGACUUCAUCUUGGAGAAGACAGUAUUUCUGAUGUAAUGAAACUCUUGCUGGUAUACACCAUGAUGUUAUUAUCUUGGUAUUGAAGUUUAA
Molecule: messenger RNA, 1493 nt
Organism: Prosopis cineraria
Lineage: Eukaryota; Viridiplantae; Streptophyta; Magnoliopsida; Fabales; Fabaceae
Product: ninja-family protein AFP3-like
Exons: 3
Coding region: 227-1198 (323 amino acids)
Biological process (GO): negative regulation of DNA-templated transcription; response to abscisic acid; signal transduction
Cellular component (GO): nucleus
Source: RefSeq, a predicted model, not a curated record